AAUCUGGCCCGAGUUGCUGAACGGAAGUAGAAUCAUAACAGAGUCAUGGGGUGUCGUUCACACGAACUUUUCGACGUCGCAAAUGUGUUUCCCCCAUAAUUUCCAGCGACGUGAAUGCGCCACUAAAGCGGAAAACCUGAACGAAUUGUGGACGAGGCAACAGAGGAAGAGCCAUACUUACACCGUCUGUGGAUCUAAUUUAAACUGAAUUCUGCGGUAACAACGAGGUUUAAUUCUUUAUCAACAGAUCCACAUCUGAGGUCAUAGUGUGAAUCUAAGAUGUCUGGGAGCCUUGAUUUGAGGAUGGAGAGCAGAGAGAGGGAACAAUUGGCUUCUCCCCAGAAUGAACCAACAGCCUCUGAGGGCCUCGGGAAGUUCCAGCGAUUGAAGCCCACAAUACUCGGAGCGAUUGAAGUAACAAUUGGGAUCUUCAUGGCACUGACCGCAAUCACGUAUCUGGCUGUCGAUGUCGGGCCUAACCUAACAGCAAUCCUCUUCUGGGGAAUCCUCAUCUACAUCCCUGCUGGGGGUCUGACCAUCGCUGCUGACAGGAAACCCACCAGGGCCAAGGUGUGCGCUGCGUUGGGGAUGAAUGUGCUGGUGGCUCUCUCGGCCGUCGCUGGAAGUCCUCUUCAUGGCUUUGCUAUUGUAAUAUUUGGGUUUGAAGAGUGCGUAACUCUGUGUCACAGUGAAUUUGUCAUGCUGGCAGCGUCCAUCUUGCUGUUCAUCAUCUCUAUAAUCGUUGUUGCAUCUGCAGUGUCUGCUCUGUGUUCCUCUAGAAAGCCAUCAAAAGAACACACAGUCAUCUAAGAGGAACUUUUUGUUGGUUCUUUCAAUCCCUAUGUGAAAAAAUAUUAUACUUCAACUACACUUUUGAAAGGAUGUACUAAGUCCACUUUUAGUAUGUAACUGUAUUCUGUACUAAUUUCGUCGCAUUCAAGUAUACCAAAGUGUACUAAGGUAUACCUUAAGUCAGUGCUAUUCAAAUACAAAUUCAGUUGGGCCAGUUUUUCUAAACAAGAAAUUCAGUUGGGCCAGACAUUUUCAGCAGCAAGUAAUGACACAUUUUGGACCAACACAAACAUGUAUUGAAAAACACAAACGUUUUAUUAAUUGUCAUAUCUGAAAAAUUACAUUAAUUCAUCUUUGGUGAAAUCUGACCAAGGCAAAACUCUGAAAACCAAAUAGUGCACAAUAUUAGGCCUGUCAACAGCCAGUUUCCUUUUAGAAACAAAAUAAAUAUUUGUCGUA
Messenger RNA from Gadus chalcogrammus (walleye pollock), 1251 nucleotides. RefSeq names its product membrane-spanning 4-domains subfamily A member 4D-like. NCBI's taxonomy places the organism in Eukaryota, Metazoa, Chordata, Actinopteri, Gadiformes, Gadidae. The transcript is spliced from 7 exons. Bases 280 to 810 code for a protein of 176 amino acids. The record is from RefSeq and is a predicted model, not a curated record. Gene Ontology annotation, cellular component: membrane.